Insectozyma verbasci is the source of this 1356-nucleotide messenger RNA. The record is from the annotation of a GenBank genome assembly. NCBI's taxonomy places the organism in Eukaryota, Fungi, Ascomycota, Pichiomycetes, Serinales, Debaryomycetaceae.
AUGAAUAAAAUUAAAGAAAGUCUCCAGAGCUUGCUUUCAAGUUUUAAAGCUCGUAUAGAUUCUCCAACUCCAAAAGAUAAUUCACCAACUCCAGCACCUGGUCAAACUUCCUUAUCAGAUUCAAAUUUACUUAAAAAUUUUGAAUUACAACAAAAGCUAUUAAUGGAGAAUAAAAAUCUCAGAGAUACAUUUCAAAAAUCAGUUAUGCAAUUUAAAUUAUCACCUCAAAUGUUUUGGUCAUCAAGAUUAAAUCAAUUAAGAACUUAUGCUUUAACUUUAAGUCAGCAUAAAGGUCCAUAUAAUGUUUUAUCCACUAUUAAACCAAUUGCAACUGCAGAAAAUACAGUUAAUGUCCAAGUGACUAGAGAAGUCAUUAAUCAAAUUUUUGACAUUUAUCCAAUAACAAAGACUGCUUUUCAAGAGUUGGUACCGUCUAGAUUAACUGAAGGUGAAUUUUGGUCAAGAUUUUUCAAUUCAAAAUUAUUUAGAAGGCUAAGAGGUGAUAAAAUUGAUUCUUCAAGGGGUGAUGCAAUUUUAGAUAAAUAUUUAUUUAUGGAAUCUGAUACUAAAAGAAGGAAAAUUGAAAAUAAAGUGUUGGAUUUAGAAGGUAAUGAAGUAGAUAAUUCACAGAAAUUGGGUAAUAAACCAGAUUUUACAAUGAAGGAAAAUGUAAAUGAUUUAAUGAGAAAUUUAAAUAAAUUAAGUGAAACAUUAGUACAUACCACUGAUAAUGAACAAGAAGAACCUGAAUCAUUGCAAGAAGAAGAAUUGGAUUUACAUGAUUUAGAGGAAGUUCAAGAUUUUAAUUAUAUAAAAUUGAAUAUUAAAGUUAAUGAUCAUGUUGAUAAUAAAAAAAUUGAAAAUGUAGAAGAAUUAAAACAAUAUUUGGAUCUGCAACUAAUAUCAAAUUAUGAUUUAACUCAAACUUAUCAAAAUAAAGAAACAGAUAUUGAAAAUACAAAUAAUGAAAUUACUUAUUUAUUGAAAACAAACUAUAAAAAUUUCAAAUCAAUUAAUAAAGAUUCACAGAAUAUAAUUCCAAAUUCAAUAAUACAAGAAAUUAUAACGUAUAAUAUAACAAUUGUUGAAUUUCUAUCACAUUUUUGGCAAUUAUUUCAAAGUGGAUCAAAUUCGAAUCAAUUGAAAAAGAUAUAUGUUUCUUUGAAAAAUUGUUUAAAAAGUUUACAAGAUUUAAAGGAAAAGGAUAUGAGAGAAUUGAAUGAGAUUGAAUUGGUAAAGAAUAAUGAGAAACUAAAGGAUAAAAUAUAUAAGGAAUUGAUAAAUUGUAUAGAUCCAAUGGAAUCACCUUUGACGAAAGCUAUUCAAGUUUAUGAAGGUGCUAUAGUGGUUGAAUAA